Molecule: messenger RNA, 1288 nt
Organism: Magnolia sinica
Lineage: Eukaryota; Viridiplantae; Streptophyta; Magnoliopsida; Magnoliales; Magnoliaceae
Exons: 10
Coding region: 349-1050 (233 amino acids)
Source: RefSeq, a predicted model, not a curated record
GGUUGGCUGCUACUCCACCAACCCGACCGAGUCUCUGUAGGAUUCUAACUCGUUUUCUUUCCGGUUUUUUGAAAUUUUGAAGCUUUCCAGACGGCCAUUUCCACCAACGUUCGUGGGGUCCACCCCACUCCACCCACUCCUCUCUCUCUCUAGAUCCCAACUUCCAAAUCUCUCUCUCUCUCUCUCUCUCUCUCUCUCUCUCUCUCUCUCCAGAUCCCAACUUACAAAUCUACCCAUCUGAAAAUCCGUUACUCGUUCGUUCUUCUUCAAUCCCAUUUCGUCAUUUGAUUUCAGAAAUUCAAAGCAGAUAGAAAGAGAAAGAGUGCGUGUGUUUGAGAAAGAGGGGAGAUGAUUAACUGGGAGCUAAAGAACUGCUGCGACCGCGAGCAGGUCAUAUUCCUGACUACGAUCGGCGUCUUCACGGUUGUAAUCCUUGCAUUGUGGAGGACGGUAUUGUUGACACCUUUCAAGCUCAUCACUGUAUUUCUUCACGAAACAAGCCAUGCUCUUGCUUGCAAACUAACCUGUGGUCAGGUGGAGGGGAUCCAAGUUCAUGCCAAUGAGGGUGGAGUCACACAGACUCGUGGCGGUAUUUAUUGGGUGAUUUUGCCUGCUGGAUAUCUUGGUUCUUCAUUUUGGGGAAUGGUUUUUAUUCUUGCAUCCACAAAUCUUCUCACUGCAAGAAUUGCUGCUGGAUGUUUUGGCGUUGCAUUGCUUAUUGUCCUCUUUGUGGCCAAAAACUGGUUGCUUCGAGGACUUUGUAUUGGAUUUAUUAUAUUCCUUGCAAUAAUUUGGCUAUUGCAAGAAACUACAAAGGUCCGUAUACUCCGGUAUAUCAUUCUAUUCAUAGGUGUAAUGAACAGCUUGUUUUCAGUUUACGAUAUCUAUGAUGACCUAAUUUCUCGAAGGGUCCACUCAAGUGAUGCUGAGAAGUUUGCGGAAGUUUGUCCUUGCCCUUGUAAUGGUGUUGCAUGGGGAGUCAUUUGGGGAUUUAUAUCGCUUGUGUUUCUAUGUGCGUCCAUGUACCUUGGUCUUGUCAUCUUAUCCUGAGGAAUUUGGAGUUUGGAUUCUCAGGACGACGGAUGUAACUCUACUUCCAUUUUUUUUGUAAAUCAUUGAUGAAAUCUAGGCAGAAGCAUUCUUGGUUUUUAUUGUGUAAUUUGUUUUCCAACCAAUUGGUUAACAUUUCCGUCAUAGUUCCAAAUUCCAAGUAGCAAAUCUAUGUUUACUUAGUUUCAACUGAACUCGGAAAUUAAUAAAAACUCUUUUGCCGCUUUGCUAGAUUGAA